CGCUUGCACGUGAUGUCCACUGCUCUUCCUGUGUCCGUGGGUUAUUAUUUUCUUUUUAAGAAUACAUUUUUUACUCGCUUGUUGGUGAUUGUACAUUUAUGAGGUUUGUGGGAACUGGCGGAAUUUGGUGUGAAUAUUGCUGGGUUUUUUUUUUUGCAUCGCUUAAUACUGUGUAAGGAGGAACAAGAGGAGACUGUUAUCAGAUGUUCCCGUGCUCAUGAAUGUUCAGCAAGACAGUCCACUACCUGCCAGCCCGUGAAACGAUUUAAUGAUAAACAAAUUUAAAUCGUAUCAACGAUUUAAUAUUGAUAUGUAAUAUCAAUUUAAAUAAACAAAUUGAUAUAAGACCAGAUGACUGAGGUGAGCUCAUAGUCAUGGAGAGUCCACAUCUACCUGCUGAGAUAAUUUCUUACAUAUUGAGUUUCCUUCAUGUAACGGAUCGAAAGGAGGCUUCACUGGUCUGUAAGAGUUGGUAUGAUGCAUGCCAAGACCACCGGUUUCAGAAAAAUGUCACUUUCAAGUUCCCUGUUUCCACAUCUUCACUGGACUUUAUCCGUGCACUUGCAAGCCGCCCCCGCUGUGGCCUAGUCAUCAGCCAUCUAGAUGGAUCCAGCCUUUCGAGACAAGUACUUCUGGAGGUGGGCCUUCACCUCGGCCCUCACUUGGACAGUUUGGCUCUACCUGGCAGCAGUGUUACAGAGGCCUCGCUGCUGAGCCUCCUACCACAUCUGACUGGCCUCCGCAAGCUGGAUCUCCACGGGCUCGACAGCCUCUUUAUGUCUGGAGCUUUUUUGUCAAGAGAGGAGCACCGCAGACAGGUCCAGAAUGCUUUGAGAAAUCUAGAGGAGCUGGACCUGUCUGAUCUGCGCUAUCUCUCAGACCUCUCUUUUAACCGCCUGACGAGUUGCACGCCCAGGUUACGCAGUCUGUCCCUGGCCGGAUGUCACAUCUCUUUCGAGUUCGACCCAUACCGUGGUUGCCCUGUCGGGUUUGGCUCAUCCGCUCUAGUGUCCCUCCGUAACCUCCUGAGUCUCUUGCAGAAGCAGGCCGCCACGCUCCGCAGCCUGGACCUGAGUCGCACCAGCAUCACUCCCGAGUCGCUCCGCUCCAUCGCUCAGGUGCCCGGCUUGCGUCUGGUGGAUCUGAGUCUGCGCAGCUGCAAAGAGCUGACGGACUACUCCAUGGAAAUCCUCUGCAAGCAACAGAACGGUCUGAGGACUCUGGACCUCCGAGCCUGUACAGAGUUAACCAGUAGGACGGUGCUGGCUGUGGCCACUGAGCUGAAGGAGCUGAGGUCGCUGUCCCUCUCGCAGGACUGGAAGAUCACAGAUAAAGGCCUGGCCGAGCUGAUGACGCUACCGAGCUUGAGGAGUCUGGAUCUGUCCGAGUGUCUGCAUGUCAGUGGUGCAGACCUGGUGAAGGGAUUGUCCUCUCCACAGCCCGGGGCUCAGCUGGACACCCUUAGCCUUAGAAACUGCACUUACAUAAGGGAUACAGUCAUGUUCUCCCUGACGCAGCUGCUCAGCUGUAACCUGAGACAGCUGGACCUCACGUCCUGUGUCUGCCUCACUGACCUGAGCAUUCGAGCCAUCGCUACGUACCUCCCUGCGCUGACGGUGCUGCGGCUCGGGUGGUGCAAGGAGAUCUCUGACUGGGGGCUGCUGGGAAUGGUGGAGCCCACCAAAGAUUGUGAACCAAGAGACAAAGAGGAGGAUAAAGGCCCAAGCUUUACUAGGACGUUUGGAAACAUGGGCUUUUUCCAGCCUCCCAGCCUGCCUUUUCAGGAGAAGCCACGUCUCGUGACCGAGGAGGACCUCGGGGCCUUCAGGGAGCAUCAAGAAGGAGCGUCUCUCUUGGCCCUCAGGGCUCUUCAGGAGCUGGACCUGUCGGCCUGCUCAAAGUUAACUGACACCAGCAUCACACAGGUACUCCAUUUCCCGGACCUGCAGCGCCUAUCGCUUUCUAUGUUGCCAGAGAUCAGCGACGACAGCUUGGUGUCCGUAGCCCAUCACUGCCGGAGCCUCACCAGCCUGGCGCUCAGCCACUGUCCCCAGAUCAGCGACCAGGGCAUGGCACGGGCUCUUCCGCUCCUCCACAGACUGCAGCAUCUGUUCCUGGCCUGCUGCGACGCCGUUACUAACGAAACUCUUUCAAUAAUCGCGCUGCACUGCGACAGGCUCCGGACCCUCGACGUGUCCAUGUGUAAGGAUAUCACCGUGCACCAGGUGGACCUCCUCCAGUCCCGGCUGCCCUUCCUUGAGAAGGUCCAGUGUCGCUUCGCCAACGGUGCAGAUUUUACUAUGGUACUAUGAAUCUGUUAGUGGCUUAGAUGGGGAUUUAAAAAAAAAAAAAAAGUCUUCAAAAAUCCACAAACAAAACCAUACGAAGCAAAAAAGUAUUUGAAAAGUGGACAAGGACUUGACUGAAGGAAAGAACUACUAUUCCACGAAGAACUGCGAAUGACAAUCUAAUUAAAAUAGUUGGCGAAACAUACAUCCAUAAAUGAAGUUUACCAAAUAAAUGUUCAUUUGUAUUUAUAUGUACAUAAUUAAUAUACAAAGCACACACACACAUAUAUAUCACUUAAACAAAAACUUAUUUUAAACUUGAUUCAAACUUGUUUUAUGCAACGUUUAAAUGAACCUCUUCAUUCAAAACCGUAAAUUGUAAUUAUAGAAACAAUAUAUUUAAAGGAUAUUACAAGAAUAUUGUUGCCUGCAGAGCUGGUAUGAUUUUUGAUAUAAUUUGCUCACCAUUACUCUGAUGAGUGUUUUUUUUUUAUGCACAGCAUCAUGGGUACGUAGUUUUUCCACCACAAAUUCUGCCGUUUAGAUAUCGUUUUAAAAAUAAGUUGAAAUAAUGUAAACUUCACAAGUCACGGUUCAAUAAUAUGUAUGAUAAAAUAUAAAAAUAUAUUUAAAGCACUUUUAACUCA
Puntigrus tetrazona (Sumatra barb) is the source of this 2935-nucleotide messenger RNA. RefSeq names its product leucine rich repeat containing 29 (gene fbxl9). The transcript has 8 exons. The record is from RefSeq and is a predicted model, not a curated record. Lineage: Eukaryota; Metazoa; Chordata; Actinopteri; Cypriniformes; Cyprinidae. The coding region runs from base 375 to 2312 and encodes 645 amino acids. Gene Ontology annotation, cellular component: SCF ubiquitin ligase complex. Gene Ontology annotation, biological process: SCF-dependent proteasomal ubiquitin-dependent protein catabolic process. Gene Ontology annotation, molecular function: protein binding.